AUGGGAAAGUUCCAUGUCCAUGCCAAAGAUGAAGGAGUAACUGGUCUUAAUGAUAACCAAUCUACAGAUAAAGAUAUGAUGGAAAUGUUACAUGAUAUUUUUGGAGCUCCCACUCAACCUCAAAAUAUGGACUUGGAUGAAAAUGUAGAGGAUGACUUACAUUCAGGGGGUUUUGCUGAAAAUAAUAAUGCUUUUCUUCCUCAUGAUGUUCAGAAAUUUAAUGAUUUCAUUAAAGAUGUAGAUUCAGAAUUAUAUCCUGGGUGUACAAAAUUUAACUGCCUAUCAUUUUUAUUACACUUGUACCAUAUCAAAUGUCGUUAUGGAUGGUCAAAUACAUCUUUUGAUGUGUUGGUGAAGUUACUAAAAGAAGCUUUUCCUGAUGGAGCUACUUUACCAAGUUCAUUUAGAGAGUCCCAAAAGAUAGUUGAUGGAUUAGGUCUUAAUUAUGAGAAGAUAGAUGCAUGUCUAAACGAUUGUAUGUUGUUUUGGAAAGAUAAGGUUAAUGAGGAGGAGUGUUCUAUAUGUCAUGCUUCUAGAUGGAAAGACGAUGGUAAAUAUGAAAAUGUCUCUCAUGAGAAAAAACGUAAGAACGAUGGAGUGUUAAGGCAUCUAGCAGAUUCUGAGGCUUGGAAAUGCCUUGACACUAAAUUCCCUGAUUUUCAUGCUGAGCCUCGUAACAUGAGACUAGGGCUUGCAACUGAUGAAUUAGUUGAAUUAUGGGAAUUAGGAGUUCCUACACUUGAUGCUUCAACUGGAGAAGUAUUUCAAAUGCAUGCAGCACUUUUGUUGACUAUAAAUGAUUUUUUAGCGUUGGGAAACUUAUCAGGGUGGAAUGUCUAUGCAGAAUUUGGUUGUCCAUCUUGUAAUGUGGAAACUCAUUCUAUGAGAUUAAAAUACGGUCAUAAAUUUUGCUUUAUGAAUCAUGAUCGCUUCUUAAAUGAUUUAACUGCAUCUAGACAACCUUCAGGAGAGAAAGUAUUGGAGCAACUGAAGCACAUCAAUUUUACUUUUGAUGGAUAUGCAUCCAACAUAUCACGUUGUGUUAAAAAGCAUCGAACUUUAGCUAGUCUAAAAAGUCAUGACUGUCAUGUAUUAAUGCAAUGUCUUCUUCCUAUUGCUCUACGAGGGAAUCUUGAUGACAAGGUUGUUUCAGUCCUCGUUGGAUUGUGUAACAUCUUUCGAGUGUUGUGCGGGAAAACCCUUCAUAUCCAUGAACUUGAUUUACUCGAGCAGAAAGCUGCAAGGGUGCUGUGCUGUUUAGAGAAGAUUUUCCUACCUUCAUUUUUCACAGUGAUGGUUCAUUUGGUUAUUCAUUUAGUACACGAAGCUAAAGUUGCAGGUCCGAUGCAUUAUCGGUGGAUGUAUCCAAUUAAAAGGUACCUGAAAACAUUGAAAUCCUUUGUGCGAAAUAAAGCUCGGCCAGAAGGGUCUAUUGUUAAAGCUUAUCUUGCUGAAGAGUGUCUCACUUUUUGUUCAAGAUACUUGAAAGGUUUAAAAUCUAGGAAUCAUUCUAGAAAUAAUGCUAACAAUGAAUAG
This is a messenger RNA of Chenopodium quinoa (quinoa), 1536 nucleotides long. RefSeq lists its product as uncharacterized. Lineage: Eukaryota; Viridiplantae; Streptophyta; Magnoliopsida; Caryophyllales; Amaranthaceae. The transcript has 6 exons. The record is from RefSeq and is a predicted model, not a curated record. The coding region runs from base 1 to 1536 and encodes 511 amino acids.